AUGGAGGAGGAUGAGGUGGUGGAGAUAGUAUGUGGGUGUGUGGUUGAGGCGAGUGUGGGGAGUGGGAAAGAGGUGGUGUGCGAGGGGGGGCGAGGAGAGGAGGAGGCUGGUGCAAGCCAUGGGCGUGGGAGGGAAGAGCGGGUGGAACAUGGUGGAGAGGACUUGGGAAUGAUUCAGGAGGAGGUAGACGGGGGCUUUGAGAGGACGUGCGAAGGGGAGUCUAAGGGAGAGUGUGAGGGAGAGAGUGAGGGAGAGUGUGAAGGGGAGUGUGAGGGGGAGUGUGAUGGGGCCGAGGACGGAGGCAUGGCGCAUGUGUUAGCAGGGGUGGAGGCGGAGUUAAAGCAGGUGCAGGCGCAGGUGCGAUGGGUUUCAGGCAGGCGGAGCGAGGUGCAGCAGUGCGUGCACGCAGUGUGGGCGCGCCUGGUGCUGCUGCUGCAAAGGCAGGCGGACAUGGGAAGAGGGGGAGGUAUCAACGAGGAGGAGAGGGCACGGGAGGAGGAGAAAGACGGGUUGCAUGAGGAGGACAGGAUGGCGCAAGUAGAGGUACUGGAGAGAUUGCUGAGAGAGGAGGAGGAGGGGGUGAGGGAAGUGAGGGAGAGAGUGAGGGUGGUGGAGGCGCAGUUGGAAGAGGAGAGGGAGAAAGUGAGUGAGAGAGAGGGAAGGAUGGAGGUGUUGGAGAGUGAAGUGCGGCAGGCAGAGAAGAACGAGAGGGAGGUGAGGGAGGAGGUGGAACGGAAGGGGGGGAGAGUGAGGGAGUUGGAGGAGGGUGUGAGGGAGAAGGAGGAAAAGGUGAAGGAGCUUGAGAGGAGGUUGGAAACGGCGGGCGUUUCAAUGAGGGAAGCAGAAGAGCGGCUGCUAGUGGAAAAGGACAAGGUUGGGAGGCUGGAGGAGAGAGUGAGGGAGCUAGAGGAGGUGGCGAGAGCGAGAGAGGUGGAGGAGACGAAGGAGGUGGUAGCAGAAGAGGUGAGGGAGACGUCGAAACAGGUGGUGCUGAUAGAGGUAGGAGCAGAGGUAGAAGAGCGGAGGAAGCAGGUUAGAGAACUGGAGGGGUUGGUGAAGGAGAGAGAGGGGUGUGUGAGGUGUGUGGGGGAAGAGAGUGUGCGGAACGGUGUGUUGGAGGGGGAGGUGAGUGAGUCGCGGAAGCAGCAGGUGGAGGUGAUGGGAGGGGAGGUGGAAAGAGGGAAGGGUGUGGUGAGGGAGAUUGAGGAGGAGGUGCGGAGGCUGAGAGGGGAAGUGAGGGCGAGCGAGGAGGAGGCUGGGAGGUGGAAGGCGGAAGCGGAGGAGAGAGAGAGGAGAGUUGGGAUGCUUCAGGGUGAUGUGGUGCUGCUGCAGGGUGAGUUGACAGCGUGCCGUGCUGAGCUGGCGAGGGUUUGUGCUGAGGUGGCGCAGAAGCAUGCUGACGUGGUGCAGAAGCACUCUGAGCUGGCCGCAGCGAGAGAAACCAAUUCGGAACUAGAGGAAAAACUGCAGGAGCAAGUGGGGAGAGUGACAGAGCAGGAUGCGAGGGCGAGAGAGCAGGAGGAGAGGGCAGAGGCUUUAGAGGAUCAGGAGGAAGUGCGGGCGCGAGAGGAGAGUUUAGGGGAGAUGGUGAGAGAGGUGGGUGUGCUGGGGAGGCGAUUUGAGGAGGCAAAGGGAGAGGCGGUGGAACAGGGGGAGCGAGUGAGGGAGCUGGAGGGGAUGGUGAGGGAGAUGGAGAGGGCGAGAGAGGAAGGACGGAUGGGCGGGGUGGAAGUGGGUGGGGGUAGGGGGACAGGGAAGGGAGGAGAGAUGGAAGGGGAGGAGGAGAUGGGAGGGAAAAAUCGGGGAGGGGAGUGGAGGGAAGGGAUGAGCGGGGUGAAGGUAGUGAGUGUUGGUUGUGUGGAUGAGGUAGAGGAGGGUGUGGGUGGUGUGGGUGCAGGUGUGAGAGUGGCGGGAGAGACAAAAGCAGAGGUAGAGGGUGUGAGAGCGGAGGAAAAUGAUGGGGCAUUCGUGGUUGGUGGUACAGGAGAGAGUGGUGGCAUAGCUGUUGUGGGAGAGGAAAUGAGAGGAGUGUGA
Closterium sp. Naga37s-1 is the source of this 2034-nucleotide messenger RNA. The record is from the annotation of a GenBank genome assembly. NCBI's taxonomy places the organism in Eukaryota, Viridiplantae, Streptophyta, Zygnematophyceae, Desmidiales, Closteriaceae.